GCGCGUUACGGGGGGCGCCUCAACAGUAACAUUUAAAGCCACCUGGGAAGCAGUAACUGAGGUCCUUCUGCACUCUCAGGGGGCCUCUUCGCCAAGAUACGGUGAGGAUCUCUUGCGGCGCUUUGCAGACCCGUUCGCAAAGGAUUUUCUGUGGAUUGGUACUGCCAUGUCAUCUGAAGAAACUGAAGAAACUCUCACUUGUCUCCGCAUCACCCUUCAUCAUCCUGAACAGAAAGAAAAACAAGUAUUUCGUGACUUGAGCUUUUGUGAAAACCAGCGAAUGAGAGUAGAUGAUGUGGUGAAGUUUGGCAGGGACGUUAAUGUCUGCCAUUUUACCUUGACAGAUAAACGUGUGUCCCGCAUCCAGUUUGCUCUGCAGUUCUUCAAACCGUUCAACAGGUCGGAGUUUGGUUUUGAGAUAAAGAAUCUGAGCAAAAAGACUGAUCUAAUUGUGAACAACAUUGAACUGUCCUACCUAAAUAAGGUUGACCUGCCAGAGAGGUGCAUCAUUUGCUUUGGAGAAUACCAGAUACUGAUGGAAAAACAAGGAGGACAAUCAAAAGAUUACUUCGAAAUUUGCUUUGAAUUGGCCAGUACUUCAUUGUUGCUGGAAAAUUUAUCUUUCCAUCAACCUGUACCUGAAAGUGGCAUUUCAUAUACUGAAUCUCCAACAGAGACAGAUGAGAAUGAUUAAUGGGGAAACUCUCACAAAGACCAAACAGCCUAGUUUAAGUACCAUAACAUUCAGUACCUACUUUUUUGGCCAUUGUUCCAUACGGAAUUGUCAUAAUAACCCAUAUUUGUAGAAUUAUACACUAUAAGCAACUUGGUAUUAUCCUUUGUAGCUGGCUACUUGACUCCCUCUUUGUGGAAUAUUUAGAGAUUAAAAAAGCUAAGCUUGGUAUUGCAGACCCUGUCUGUUUGUAAAUGGUAUGGAAGAGCAUGCCUCAGAUUUUCAGUAACCGUGUUUAUUUCUUGGUGUUAAAUACCUCUGAAUCUCAGAUUUGCAUUGAAUAAGACAAUCUAAUCUUUCUUGACACACUUAGAAAUUGUAUUUUAUCUUUUAAAUUUAAGAUACAUAGGAUAAGAAAUCACAUACAUGCUUUUCUAUUUAUGGUUUCCUUGACAUACAAGUUUUUUUUGUAUCAUUGUGAUUCUUAUAUCUGAUAAUUUCAAGUAUUUUAUCUUAAAUAAAAACCUUAAGAUAGCAUUGAGUGAUCUUUGGCUGGGACACAAGGUUUUCACUUGACACUUGGAAUAAAUAAACUUUUGAAUUCUGUCCAGUCAGAAUAAUAUUCGAUUUAUAUAUCGCCCUUCAGGACAACUUAACGCCCACUCAGAGCAGUCUACAAAGUAUGUUAUUAUCCCCACAACAGUAUGUUAUUAUCCCCACAACGAACACCCUGUGAGGUCAGUGGGGCUGAGAGAGCUCCUAGAAGUUGUGACUGACCCCAGUAUGUUGUUAUCCCCACAACAAACACCCUGUGGGGUGGGUGGGGCUGAGAGAGCUCCUAGCAGCUGUGACUGAUCCAAGGUCACCCAGCUGGCUUCAAGCGGAAGAGUGGGUUCUCCAGAUUAGAGUUCUGCGCUCUUAACCAUGACACCAAACUGGCUCCCAGAGGGCUGUUACCUGUGGAAAGAUUGGUCUAUUCAGUACAGCCAUGUGGUUUAGUGGUUAAUGUGUUGCUUUAGAAUGCACAAAGACUUUCCUGUAUCCACAGUAGAAAUGAGCAAG
Molecule: messenger RNA, 1735 nt
Organism: Eublepharis macularius
Lineage: Eukaryota; Metazoa; Chordata; Lepidosauria; Squamata; Eublepharidae
Gene: TIFA
Product: TRAF interacting protein with forkhead associated domain
Exons: 2
Coding region: 167-694 (175 amino acids)
Biological process (GO): canonical NF-kappaB signal transduction
Molecular function (GO): protein binding
Source: RefSeq, a predicted model, not a curated record